This is a messenger RNA of Oncorhynchus mykiss (rainbow trout), 2245 nucleotides long. The record is from RefSeq and is a predicted model, not a curated record. Lineage: Eukaryota; Metazoa; Chordata; Actinopteri; Salmoniformes; Salmonidae.
UCCUCCUCUGCUACAGAGCAGACACGAAUAGAAUGGAACACACCAUCACCACACACUUGGUGUCCCCUUUAACACAAUACCAUAUCACACACAGGUACAGAUAGUCACACACACGCUGAUGCUACCACAGUGGGCCAUAAAGACAAUUGUGUCAAUAAAGUUUUUUCAAACAAACAACUGGACGUCACACCACAAUGGCGGCCAGCACAACAGUGACAGUUCUGACUCCCAAUGGAAGAAGACAAACCGUAAAAAUCUCGCCAAACACACCUUUGCUACAGGUCCUCGAAGACGUCUGCAAGAAACAUGGAAUUAAUCCUGACGACCACGGUUUAAAAUUUCAGAGGAACGUUCUGGACCUGUCGCUCCAGUGGAGGUUUGCCAGCGUGCCAAACAAUGCCAAGCUGGAGGUGGUGACCAGCACCCGGAAACAGACAGGGACCGACAGCCCGGUGCGUAUUGCCCUGCAGAUGGAAGAUGGUACCAGACUCCAGGGUACUUUCUCCAGUGGACAGACACUAUGGGAGCUGCUCACACACUUUCCCCAGACCAGCGCAUCUGAGUUGUCUGAAUCAGGUUCCACUCCUGUCUGUGUUUACAUGAGAGAUGAGGUGAGUGGUGAGGCAGCUCUAAAGAAGGCCAGUCUGAAGUCUCUGGGACUCACAGGAGGAAGUGCCAUAGUCAGGUUUUUACUGAAGAAGACCAAAUCGCCAGGCAACGGAGACGAUGACGGCAUGGAGGCGGCUUCCACGGAGACAGAUCCCGUCGCCAAGGAAACCAAGCCCCGCCCUUUACCCCCCGCCGGACCGCCUCCCUCACAACCAGAGCGUGCAGCGCUGCCUUCAAUCAAAAAGGAGAGCCCUGACAGGCCGGUUGAGACUGCGGAUGCCCCAGUCCACGUCCCCUCGGCCGCUGGCAGCACACUUCCUGGCAAACAGGAAGCGGAAGUGGUUACAAACUCCCAAAUUGCGGUGCGGCCUAAAAGCAGUCCCUUCUGGGGAGUGAAGAGGGAGGAAGAGGGGGAUGGAGAGAGGGCAGGACCAUCUGGUCAGUGCGCUGUCCAUCCUUCCUCCUCCUCCUCUUCCUCUCCUCCCUCCGCUCCCUUCAUCCCUUUCUCUGGAGGGGGUCAGAGGCUGGGGGGGCCGGGGGUGAGCGGUGUAGGAGCAUCAUCACUACCAUCAAUGGUUGGCGGGCCGCCCAAAGCCAAGAAAUCUAAACCCAACAACGCCAAGCGCCAAGCCAGUACCAAACAGGAUGACUGGGCCGUGGUAGAGGAGGUUCUGCAGCCGGUGGACAGGGAACCCCUGAUCUACCACAUGGACUCUGGGGCGCAUCGCUACGGCAACGAACAGGACUUGCCAGACGAGUUCUUUGAGGUGACUGUGGACGACAUCCGCAAACGCUUCGCUCAGCUGAAGAGUGAGAGGAGGGUACUAGAGGAGGCUCCUCUGAUGACUAAAGCUCUGAGAGAAUCUCAGAUGAAGGAUAAGAUGGACAGAUACCCCCGAGUAGUUCUGAGGGUCCAGUUCCCUGACAGAUGUGUUCUACAGGGAUUCUUCAGACCUCUAGAGACAGUUGCUGCUCUGAGGCACUUUGUGAAGAGCCACCUGCAGGACCCCGAACUACCCUUCUACCUGUUCAUCGCUCCUCCUAAAACCAUUCUGGAGGACCCAACAGCCACCCUCUUCCAGGCUGACCUGUUCCCUGCUGCCCUGGUCUACUUUGGCUCUGACGUCAAGACAGAGAGUUACUUAGAGAGACAUCUCCUGGAUUCCAGUGUCUCGGCCCUACAAGCAGACGAGGCCAUUGCUGGCUGUAUGCCCAGGUCUUCGCCCCCCUCUUCCUUCUCUUCCAUGGUAACAGAGGAGCCCCUUCCAGACCCCCCCGCGGGGACCAGGGAGAUUGAGGAGGAGGAGGAGGAAGAGAAGCCGAACACACACAGCCAGGCCACCAAACCAGUCAGGACGGACACCGGCAAGGUCCCCAAGUGGCUCAAACUGCCAGGUAAGAAAUGAGGAUUGUGAUCAGAUGACUACGGCUACCAUAGAGGGACAUACAGAACAGAGCGGACGCCUCAACACACUGUUCCCCCUACCUUUUUAUUAACAUGAAAUUCCAGGCUCAGAGUGGAUUGUGAUGUAUUCAAACCCGUUGUGAAUCCAGUGUGCACUUCAAAUAGUUUUACAAGAGUUCAAAAACGUGAAACGAAUGAAUAAAGGAGUCUAAAAUAUCUCCAUUGCCAAUA